CUCUAAGGGAAUUAUUUGUGACGUGACUGCACGCGCUUUGGAGCCCAAUUACGCGCGUCUAGAUUGCCAAUCUCGAUCCCUGUCCCCAACCUCCACCGUGUCAAGAUGACUUCUCCCUAUCUGACCGCGCUCAGAGAUCUGGAAACGCGAUACGAGACGCUCGUAGCCAAGCUGGAGCGCGUCAACAAGAAGUACUCCGACUCACACGAAGACGACAGCAAGGAACUACUGGCGAUCAUGUCCGCCGCCUGCAAGAAUGCUCGGGACGCGGCCAAGCAUCCCAACGCGUUGGACACUCUUCAGAAUCUCUUGCAGGGAACCAACGCUCUGCUUGACAAGGCGGUCGACACAGCGUACGAUUCAGAUGGGAAUUCUUCGACUUCAUGCCCUCGCGAUGAAUUUCUUGAGAUAAUGAAGGCCGACAUCAUGCGUAGGCUACCGCCCGGUGCAGCCCCACCAGUUCUCAAUGUCCCGAGACCGGCUGAGUUUCACACGACACCUAAGCCCCAUAGCAACACCAGCCCGCUUGCUCGCUUCAGGUCUGACGAUGCCAUCCCGGCAAUUCCCUCGUCCGCCUCAGUGGCGCAAGCCGUAUACUACGGCUGCUGCUCCAUCAGUAGCGAAGAGCGCAUGCCCCCUCCCGGCCGCAUUAUUACAGCGCCCAACUCGGACGUUCUCUUGAUGACCGGCAGUACCGGUUACAAGGAGCGCGACCCCUUUGUCGACUAUUAUGACCUGUCUACCGCGCCGUCCGGCAAGGGCAUGCCCAAGGACAAGGUCCUCAAGAAGAUUGGUCUUCUCGACAUCGCGCAUAAUAUCGCAAUCGACACGAACCGUAAGCUUUUGUGGGCAGCGGACGAGGACCGCGCCAAAAGCUUCAGUUACGACCCCAAUAACCUCCUUCUACCCGUACACACACUUGACUGCGAGCGCUCCGGCCCGCUGGCUAUAGUUGAUGGCGGAGCGCGCAUCCUGCGCGGGGGAGAAGGUGGCAUCGACGUCUGGAAUAUCGACCAGCUGCCCACGCACGGGCCGGACGGCUCCAGUCGCAUCGGCAAGGGGAAGAUCUCGUUAGGGGAUACGUGGCGCGACAUCGAGGACACCGACUACGUCGAGCGCUCAACCGGCACGCCUCGAACGUCCUCCAUCGACUUCUCCGGCUCGAUCGACCAGUGGCAUCUACCCUCGUGGUGGAAUACGGGCGGUACACUGAAAGCAUUGACCGCCGCCGAGAAGGAUCAGUCGACGGUGCUGGCGCGCGACUUGCGGGAUGGGGCGAAGAUCACGAUGCGCCAUCUAGGACACGGCGGGUCGAUCAAUAGCGUCACUUCCAGCGACGAGGACCCGAACUCGUUCCUCACAGCAGCGAACGAUGGCUUCGUCAGGAUGUUCGACGUGCGCGAGCCCACCCCGAAGUUGACCAUCGAUGCCGGCGAACGUUCCGAAUUCAUUUUCUCGGCUCUCUACGUCCAUGUCAAUGGUAUACCAGUCAUUUUCACCGGCGGCGCGUACAAGACCCAAUGUAUCCGGGUCUGGGACCCGCGUGCGAAGAAAACCGUUUACGAGCUCGCCACUGGCAAUAACUUCGUACAGAGCCUCGCCUGGGAUGCGCCGCGCUCCACGCUGUACGCGGCCACCGAGUGCGACGCUCUCGACCGCGCUGGCACUCGACAUGGGUAUCGCAUUGCGCGCAUCCCAGUCGACGACGAUGGCAUUCAUGACGAGCGGGGCAAGCCGGCCGAGGAGCCUCCAAAGAAGAGAGCGAGGAUGGAUGUGGGAGAUGGGGACGACUCCGACGACUCGUUCGCGAGCGAGGAUGAGUACGACGAGGAGAGGGGCUGGCCAAAACGGUCUUACCACGAUGAGAAGUACUUUGGGUAUGCUUGGGAUUGUGGGGACCAUCGGUUAAUUCGCUACAGAUUUGGCCUUGAUGCUGACCCAACCAUCGUUCCUGAGUACGGUGAUGCAUAUCCAGGAGAAGAGAACAACAACUGGUAGAUGUCCUACUACUGUUUAUUGCAUCCUCCGCAUCGACACCGUUCUCCGUACGGAGGCCAAAUCACAUCGUAAGAUAUAUACUACAGAAUUGUCCCCAACUCGGCGUUCGGACAGGUGCAAUUCGAAGCAACUGUAAGUGUACUAUACGGGAAUCACGAUGAGGG
Schizophyllum commune H4-8 is the source of this 2162-nucleotide messenger RNA. RefSeq lists its product as uncharacterized. The record is from RefSeq and is a predicted model, not a curated record. Bases 106 to 1998 code for a protein of 630 amino acids. Gene Ontology annotation, molecular function: protein binding. NCBI's taxonomy places the organism in Eukaryota, Fungi, Basidiomycota, Agaricomycetes, Agaricales, Schizophyllaceae. The transcript has 4 exons.